Molecule: messenger RNA, 2705 nt
Organism: Melopsittacus undulatus (budgerigar)
Lineage: Eukaryota; Metazoa; Chordata; Aves; Psittaciformes; Psittaculidae
Gene: DCP1B
Product: decapping mRNA 1B
Exons: 9
Coding region: 22-1866 (614 amino acids)
Biological process (GO): positive regulation of catalytic activity; deadenylation-independent decapping of nuclear-transcribed mRNA; deadenylation-dependent decapping of nuclear-transcribed mRNA
Cellular component (GO): P-body
Molecular function (GO): mRNA binding; enzyme activator activity
Source: RefSeq, a predicted model, not a curated record
UGUGUUGUUGUCGGAGGCAAAAUGGCGGCGGCGGCAGCGGUGUCCGGGGCCGCCCUGCUGGGCAAGGGGCUGGACAUCAGCCUGGCGGCGCUGCAGCAGCAGGACCCCUACAUCAGCAGCAUCGUGGACGUGGCCAGCCAGGUGGCGCUAUACACCUUCGGGCACCGCGCCAACGAGUGGGAGAAGACCGAUGUGGAGGGAACGCUGUUUGUUUACACAAGAUCAGCUUCUCCAAGGCAUGGUUUCACAAUUAUGAACAGACUGAGCAUGGAAAAUCGAACAGAACCAAUUACUAAAGACCUUGAUUUCCAGCUGCAGGACCCCUUCCUUCUGUACAGAAAUGCCAGAUUGUCCAUAUAUGGGAUUUGGUUUUAUGAUAAGGAAGAAUGCCAAAGAAUUGCAGAGCUCAUGAAAAACUUAACUCAACAGGAGCAAUUCAAAGCAAAGCAGGGCGUGGGAGCAGGAGCAUCCCCAAUGAUCAUGAAUUCUGCUAAUAACAAAGAAGUGGAUAUCUUACGAAUGCUUACCAAGGCCAAAGAUGAGUAUACAAAGUGUAAGACCUGCUCAGAGCCAAAACAAAUAACCAGUUCCUCUGCAAUCUAUAACAACCCCAACCUAAUAAAACCAAUUCCAGUGAAGCCUAGUGAAAAUCAGCAGCAACGAGCAAGCAAAACAAGCAAUGAGCAGCAAAACAAGAAUGUGGAUCCUGAACCACAGCACUUGUCUUUGACAGCACUGUUUGGAAAACAAGAAAAGACGGAUGUCUCAGAACCACUUAAUAAGCAGAACCAAGAGAAUCUUCCUAUUAGGCAGGGUGUAGUACGUUCACUGUCCUAUGAAGAACCCAGCAGGCAUUCACCCUCUGCAGAAAAACAGCUUUGCCCUGCCAUUCAGAAGCUUAUGGUGCGUGGGACAGACCUUCAUCCACUUUCUGAGUUUCCUGAGAAUCGACUUUGUGAAAAUGGCAGUACCCACCCUGUGGGUGAGACUUUCACAGGACUCUUCCAGCCUGUGACUUCUCAUGGUAUUGCAACAUCUCAUGUAGUUCAGGAUACUGCUGGCACUCAGAGCUUAUUGCAGAAAUUACAAAGUCAGUCAGGGACAGUGUCUAAAAAGGACACCAGUGCAAUGGGAUCUGUGAACUCGACAGCUUCUGUGUUCAGCAGGACUCCUGCUCCUGUUGGAGCACCAGCAGCACCAGUAAAUAACAUGAGCCAGCCACCUUUGAUGUAUUUCAAUGGUUCCCUACCAGGCCAGAGUUUAGAGUCUCAGACACUUGGUAAAGAACAAUCCAAACUUCCUAGACAGCCACUUCCUCUCUCAGGCAAUCAAGCAGCCAGUUCUGGGGUGAUUUCACCUCAAGAGUUACUGAAAAAACUCCAAAUAGUGCAACAAGAACAACAGUUGCAUGUAUCCAGCAGACCAACCUUGGCAGCUAAGUUUCCUGUCGUUACUCAGAAUACCAAUACGUUGAAACCACUGGAUUCUUGGAUAGAAAAGACACCGGCUACAGAAAAACAGAACGCUCUCUUUCAGGUAAUCUCACCUCAACGCAUUCCUGCCACUGUGACUCCUACAUUGUUGAUGUCCCCCAUGGUGUUCACUCAGUCCACAUCUACUCCACCAAAAGCAAAUGAAAGUGGGCGAUUAGCAGCAGCAAACCAAGAACCUGCUGCUAGCUCAGCUAGCCUUCUCCUGCCACUGCAAAGCCCAGAGCCUUCUGUGGUCAACAGCAACUCAAUGACAAAGAUGCAGCUGCAGGAAACACUUCUACACCUGAUCCAGAAUGAUGACAACUUCUUAAAUAUUAUUUAUGAAGCAUAUCUCUUCAGUGUGAGAAAGGCAGCAAUGAAAAAGGCUGUGUGAAAGAUCAUUUUUAAAUUCCGUUUCUUCCUGAACUCUAGGAAAAAGGUUUCCAAAUUUUCAAGUACAUUUAUGUUUAAAGAAAUGAAUGGUCUUAAGCAUUUUACAUACAUGUAGAUUUUGCUGGUUGGCGAGUACACGCUGUACUGAGACGGAAGUGAGCAAAAACAGAUUGUGCCUUCAGGGAGCGGAGUGUCACGAUACUGAAGACCUAAUAACAAAAUAUCUUAAAUUAUUUUUCUUAUAUUUGUCCAUACUGGGGUUUGGUUUCUCUGCGUAAAGGCUCAGUUCUCAGAAUUGGCCUUCCUUUUUUACUUUGAGUGUGGUUGCUCAUUCGGUGUUCGACGUGGAUUUUCUCCGAAACGUCUGAACGUGCCCAGCUCUGACCACAUGGUGGCAAUGUUGGACUAUUUUUAGGAACCUGAAGAUCCGAGUGGCACCUCGGAAGGGAAGGUCUUGGGGAAGGCUGAGCUAUCAUCGCGCUUAGCUGACAGCAGAGCCAUUUAGAUGACAUGUCAUGACUUUCCCCCAAAUUUUUGUAGAAAAAUCUUUUUCUAUUUUAAGAAGAAUAUUUUUAGCUAGCUGUAGAAACGGGACUCUGCGGGUGUUUUGGGGAACUGGGAGGGAGAGUUUGUUUGUGAAUGUACUUGCUAUCAGCAUAGCUCUGGGGUGGCACUGGAUUCAUGUUUCUAUUAUUCCAGAUGCGAUCUGCAUAUUGGAUAAGCAAUGUGCAACUUUGUUAAGGGGAAUGCUACCUGGUGUAAAACUCCUAUUAAAUUUUUUUAGUGUGUCCUGGAGCACACUGAUUUCAUUGAUCCGUUUCUAAAGAAAAUAAAAUGGCU